AUGACUAUUGGUGCUAGUGUUUGCCAGCGCGUUUCCCGGCAAAUGCGGCAGGAGACUUCUGCUGGUGAAUUCCAGUCGGUGGAGCGGCUGCAGACACUGAAGAAAGAUACACUACAGGAUGGACAAUUAGUGUGGAUUGCCCAGUCAGAUACCCCUUCACAUGAUAAGAAAAGGGCAUUUCGUACAUCCCGUGGAGAGAAACAUUUACUAUCAGAAGAGGAAAUUAAACGGUUUACCCGCACUCCAUACGAGCGUGGAUUUAAUGAAUUUAUUUAUGAAGGUCAAAUAAAACAUUUAAAAAAUAUGGAAAACUCAACGGAUCCACGAGGUUCUAUGCGUCAGGGUAGUGGAUCAUUAUUUUAUCCAAAUGGUUCAUCUUAUGUGGGAAAUUGGCAUCACAAUAAACGACAUGGUGUGGGUUGUGUUUCUAAUCAUAAAGGAUAUAGAUAUGCAGGUGAUUGGCGCAAUGAUGUACCUAAUGGAAAAGGAUAUGAAGUUUUUUCUUGUCGUGCUGCUAUUGAUGCGAACUACGAAAAUGGAUCUCCACAAGGAGAAGGGGUUAUACUUUACAAUCCAAAACUAAAUGCCUAUCGAUAUGAAGGUGAAUGGAAGAAUGGACAACGUCAUGGAAAAGGAAUUAUUUUUUACGCUAACGGAGAUACCUUUGCUUGUACAUUUUCUUAUGGUAAACGUGAAGGACGAGGAGUGACAACACAAACAGUAAAUGGAAAGUUAAUUCAGUAUGAAACGAAUUGGGAAGAUAAUAAACUUGUUAAUGGCCCAAAAUUAAUUCCCAAAGCUCUUCGUACACCCAAACCUGUUUCUUCUAUUCCAUAUAGAACUAAAGGAUAUUUAACUGCUGCCGAUAUCACAAAAUGGACUGUUACAGGUAAUCCUGUAGAUCUUCCAUUCGAACAUUUUAUGCAAUUAAAAUUGGGUUUUGAAUCAUUAGAUGUGGUUGGAUGUGGUUUUCUUCCAUUAAAAGAAUUACAUGCUGUUUGGCCAGAGAAUAAUAUGGAAAUGCUUAAAAAAUUAGAAAUUGAUAACCGAGAAUAUGUGGAAUUGCUGGAUAUAUUUUCUUUAUGGUAUCCAAAUGUUUCUCCACAUAAUAUAUAUCGAUUUAUGCAAGAAUUCAUAACACCAUUUGAUUUAUUGAGGAUUAGAGGAUAUCUUAAUGGUAUUGAAGAUUCGGACUCUAUGGGAUACUAUCAUAUAAUUGGUGAUACUUCACCUUUAAACUUUGGAAAUUCUCAACAUCCACCAUUACAGUUAAGAGAUCUUGAAGCACAUGAAUAUCGUAUUGGUGGAGAAAAGUUUAGUUCCGAAAAUUAUGAAACUGCUAGACAAUUUCAUGAUCCACCUCAUUUAUUAGAUGUAUUGGAAGUAUGGUAUCCUAAUAUUAUGCGGGUUACACUAGAGCAGUAUGAAAUGGAAGAUGUAGAAAAAGAUAUUAUUGACCCUAUACGAGUAGAUUUCAAUCGUUAUGCACGUGAUAUCUCUAUAAAUGGUGGAUAUCUUCUUAUUGAUGAUUUUCUACAGGCAGAGACUAAAUAUCGUGAAUUUUUACUCUCAGGAUAUCGGAAUAAUAUUAAUAGUAAUCAUAAUAAUAAAAUCAUGACAACACCAAAUAGAUUAACAUCAAAUCUUUUUCCUGAAACAUUCUCUCCUAGUAAUUCUGUUGAGGCAGAGAUGCGGCAAGGAUUUCAAAAAGGUACCGUUAUGUGGGUUUUGGGUAACCGAAUACGAAUUAAUAUUCCAUUUCUACUUGAGAUUGAGAACUUUUACGUCAGUCGAAAGGGUCAAAUUACAUUUGAUGAAUUACUGCGCUUCUGUUUCCCUAAUGUUCCUUGUCUUCGAACGCAAGAAGCUCUGCUGGAUCAAAUUACAGAUACCCCUUGUAGGUGUAGUCUCUGCAGUGCCAUUCCGGGC
Molecule: messenger RNA, 1929 nt
Organism: Trypanosoma theileri
Lineage: Eukaryota; Euglenozoa; Kinetoplastea; Trypanosomatida; Trypanosomatidae
Product: phosphatidylinositol-4-phosphate 5-kinase
Exons: 1
Source: RefSeq, a predicted model, not a curated record